Messenger RNA from Canis lupus familiaris (dog), 504 nucleotides. It is a transcript of the gene COX7A1, whose product is annotated as cytochrome c oxidase subunit 7A1. Lineage: Eukaryota; Metazoa; Chordata; Mammalia; Carnivora; Canidae. The record is from RefSeq and is a predicted model, not a curated record. Bases 129 to 383 code for a protein of 84 amino acids. The transcript is spliced from 4 exons. Gene Ontology annotation, biological process: regulation of oxidative phosphorylation; mitochondrial respirasome assembly; mitochondrial electron transport, cytochrome c to oxygen.
CCACGACCCCGGGACAAAGCUGUCACGCGGCGCGCCGAGGGCGUGGCCUGGGAUCCCCGGGGAGGGGAGGGCUCCGUGUGUCCUUGGGUUGAGAGGGGAGGUGACAUCGCCGAAGAGGAGGACGCACAAUGAGGGCGCUGCGGGUCUCCCAGGCGCUGGUUCGCUCUUUCAGCUCAACUGCCCGGAACCGCUUCCAGAACCGAGUGGCUGAGAAACAGAAACUCUUCCAGGCGGACAAUGACCUCCCGGUGCACCUGAAGGGCGGGGGAACGGACAACAUCCUGUACCGAGUGACCAUGGGGUUGUGUCUGGGGGGUGAGUGCCGGCUGCCACCGCAUGAGCUGCUGGGGGAGGAGGCCGGCUCGCGCUGCUUCCCAGGCUGAGGCACUGUCUAUAGCCUGUACUUCCUUGGCUGGGCCUCCUUCCCUCAUAAGAAGUGAGACCAAGAAGCCUGGAGAACCUGAACAAGCAUCAAUAAAUGUGCUGGCUUUUUGGGGAACCCAG